AUGUCAAAUAGGAAAAGUAUUGAUGAAAUGAAUUUAUCUGAAGAAAAUAAAAGGAGCAAAAGUAUUUUUUCCUGCCGUCCAGUUAAAUAUGUAUGUUUAUCAGUAGCCGUAGCUGCCGUUGGAUAUGCAAAUUAUUGGAAUAACGGAGAUAGAAAUUCCUUAUCAUGCGUUGAUUUGAAUAAUGUAUAUUCCAGAAAUUUGUCUGAAGUACAAGCAAACAAUACUUCCUCCUUUAAAGGAACUAAUUUGGCAGAGAAUGGAAACCAAGGGGAUGUUAUUUUAGGUGCUCAUAGAGAUGAGUCAUUUGCAGAGGCUUUUUUGAAUGGACAAGAUAUUAUUAGUUAUUUAGAACAUCAAAAUACCAAAAUUCAUGAAGAUAAUAUUCAUGAUGAUGUUUCACAUACGCUGUUAAAUGAAGGUGAUGUACAAAAUUAUUAUGAUGUAUUAAAUGUAAAUGAGCACUCUGAUAUAAAUGAACUUAAAAGAAAUUUUCACAACUUAUCUUUACAACAUUAUCCAAAGGUAAAUAGUGAUAACAGCUUUGAGUUAAAUGAUGAAUUUAAUCAAAUAAGUGAAGCAUUUCAAGUAUUAAGUUAUCAAUUAAGAAAAAAUAUUUAUGAUAAUGAAGGAGUAGAUGGAACAAAAAAAAUGGCUAUAGUAAAUCCACUUGUAUAUUUUAAUGGAAUAUUUACAACUCAAUUAAUGCAUGAAUAUAUCGGAACUCCCGAGGUAGCACAAUGUGUUAAAUUAUUUUUAGAAAAAAACGUUGCACCUGAAAAUAUAGUAUCUUUCCUUGAAGAGUCUGUUGGUGAUAUGAUGAAAG
Plasmodium reichenowi is the source of this 823-nucleotide messenger RNA. RefSeq names its product DnaJ protein, putative. The annotation marks the transcript as partial. The transcript has 2 exons. The record is from RefSeq and is a predicted model, not a curated record. Lineage: Eukaryota; Apicomplexa; Aconoidasida; Haemosporida; Plasmodiidae.